AUGUGGAAUAUUGUGAAUAUGGACUCAACUACUGAACAUUGGGAUCCAGCACUCACUCGUCUCCUUGCAUCAUUGAAAGAAGUACAAUCAGGUGGAGAAGAUGUUGCAUUCCUAAGUGAACUGCUGCAGUCGAAACAACUCCAUGCCCUUGUUCAAGUACAUAAUAAAAUUGUGGCCAAAGGCAAAGAUGAUAAGUUCUACCCUCUCUUGUCUAAUGCCAUGCAAGUAACUUUAGAAGUAUUUGAGCUCCUCCACGAUGUAGUAUCUGUUUCAAAGGAAUAUAGAGAACUACUUAACUUAUUGCAGAAACCACAUUUCCAAGCAAUACUUUGCACUCAUGAUGCCGUUGCUCAAAAAGAUUACUACCCACAUCUCCCUGAUGUUCCACCUGAACUAGAUGAUGAAGAAGAAACUGUAAAAAUUGUUCAAUUAGUCAAGAGUGACGAACCUUUGGGUGGAGCACAGAGUGCAGAACCAAUAGUGGGAGCCACGAUUAAGACAGAUGAAGAAACCGGGAAAAUCGUGAUAGCACGAGUAAUGCAUGGCGGAGCCGCCGACAGAUCUGGGUUGAUCCACGCUGGCGAUGAAGUUAUCGAAGUCAACGGCAUCAGCGUGGAAAACAAAACACCUGCUGAUGUGUUAUCGAUACUGCAAAGUUCUGAAGGCACAAUCACCUUUAAAUUAGUGCCUUCAUUUGGCAAAGGAGGUUCAAGGGAAAGUAAAGUGAGAGUUCGCGCUCUCUUCGAUUACAACUCUUCAGAAGACCCUUACAUACCCUGCAAGGAGGCUGGUCUUGACUUCAAGAAAGGAGAUGUUCUACACAUCGUGUCUCAAGAUGAUGCAUACUGGUGGCAAGCUCGAAGGGAAGGUGAUAGAGUAAUGAGAGCAGGUUUGAUACCGUCAAGAGCUCUACAAGAAGGUCGCAUUAUUCAUGAAAGACAAACAGACCCACAGACAUUGGACGGCAAGCCGGCCCUUUGCAGUGUCUCCAAUUCAAACUCGGACUGUGCUCCAAAAACUCCAUGUUCACCUACGCCGUCGGCCACCGCUCUCCUCCCCUGCAAGUCUACACCUAAAGUGAAAAAGGUUAUAUAUGACAUUACAGAAAAUGAUGAUUUUGACCGUGAAAUGAUACCGACAUACGAGGAGGUGGCGCGGUUAUACCCGCGCCCGGGGAUGGUCAGACCCAUUGUGUUGGUAGGUGCGCCGGGUGUUGGUAGGAAUGAGUUGCGCAGGAGACUUAUUGCUACCGAUCCUGAGAAAUAUGUGACACCUAUACCAUUCACUUCCCGUGUUCAAAAAUCGAGCGAACAGAAUGGUAAAGAUUACAUGUUCGUCAGUCGUGACAAAAUGGAACAGGAUAUAGCGGAUGGAAAAUUUAUCGAGCACGGUGAAUAUAAGGGUAAUUUAUACGGAACGACAACGGAGAGCGUUGAGACCAUCAUAAAUUCGGGUCGCGUGUGCGUGUUAAGUCCUCACUGGCAAGCUCUAAAGAUGCUCCGUACCCCUCGACUACGGCCUUAUAUCGUGUUCAUCAGACCACCUACGCAUGAGCGCCUAAUCGAGACGCGGACAGCAGCUAAUGCACGUUCCACCUUCGACAAGGAAUGCUCCCGUGCUUUCACUGAAGAAGAGUUCUCAGACAUCGCGCGGUCGUCCAACCGCAUCAACUUCCUGUACGGCUACAUGUUCGACGAGGAGAUCGUGAACGAGGACCUGGCCAGUGCUCUCUCGCAACUUCUCAAGACAGCCUGGCGGGUGCAGUCCGAGCCGCUGUGGGUGCCUGCCUCCUGGGUCCAGUAA
This is a messenger RNA of Spodoptera littoralis (African cotton leafworm), 1803 nucleotides long. The record is from the annotation of a GenBank genome assembly. NCBI's taxonomy places the organism in Eukaryota, Metazoa, Arthropoda, Insecta, Lepidoptera, Noctuidae.